AUGCAGUCACAGCAACAUGCAGAAGAGGGGCACACAUCAAAUGGCUCCAGGACAAUGUUCUCAGGGGAUGGAGGGAUCUCUUCUGCAGAACACAUUCUUAUUUCUCCAGAAAUGAGUCAUGAAGUGGUGGUCAUCUCCCCUGGCCUCCCCACUCCUCCCCUGAGCCCGUAUCACUCUGCGAGACUUCCAUCUGGAGAGUACAAGGUGCCGGAAGUCAAUGGAAGUGGUUCAGCUCCUCUAAGUUUUGGAUCCUACUAUGGCCCAUCAAAGACAAACGGAGGCCUAAGCAAUGGCACCAGGAGCUCCACCACUUUACCUCACAGCCGGACGCCCACCAGAGAAGAAAGACUGAUCAAGUAUUCUGGAAUUGGUCCUGUGGAUGAGACCGGAAUGCCAAUCGCCUCGAGAUCAAGUGUGAACAAGCCCAGAGACUGGUACAAGAGCAUGUUCAGGCAGAUCCACAAGAAGCCAGAGGAGUCAGAUUUUGAAGAUUCAGAGCGGUGGUCACCUCAAGUAAUCGACCAAGAAAACACAGAAAACAACAAUGAAAUAGACACAAGUCUCUUCAGACUGACACCACAUGGGGCUUUACCAGACUGGAGCGCGGACGUAGAUAAGACCACAGACAAGCAACCACGCCAGCCAAAGAGUAUCUUCGACUAUGAGCCCGGACUGAACACCGCUUCUGAGACCAACCAGCAGACCUAUCUACCUGUAUCCCCAAAGAAGGAGCCGGAACAACUAAAGCCACCUUCAAUUGAGGACACUCUUGUCUCUGAGCUGAGCCGAUUUGAGGCCGAGCUGGACUCCGAGAUCCAGGGCCUGGAGAGGAGACUGUCCCAGAAGAAGCAGAAGCAGCAUCCUGCCCGGGGUGAGGAGCCCCAAGGAAGACACCUGACGACAGCACCAAAGACUGAUACUGAUAACCAUUUAUUUUCAUCAAGACAGCCAAACCAGCGAUCUGUGGGAUCUUCCCCUGCCUCGACUCCUUCAUAUGAUCGGCUUUCUCCUGCAAAUGAAAUCAUGGCCCUCCCACCAAAGAAGGAAGAAAAGAAGAUGAAAGCAGCACGAACCAAGUUUAAUUUUCAAGCGCAGUCGCCCAAGGAGCUCACAUUGCAAAAAGGGGACAUUGUCUACAUCCAUAGACAGAUAGAUGCCAAUUGGUUUGAAGGAGAGCAUCAUGGGAGGGCUGGCAUUUUCCCUACAACUUAUGUUGAGGUCUUGGCUCCAACUGAGAAACCCACUCCCAUUAAGUCACCCACGUUACAAGUGUUGGAUUAUGGAGAGGCUGUGGCGCUAUAUAAUUUCAAUGCAGACUUACCUGUUGAACUGUCUUUUCGUAAGGGUGAGGUCAUCAGUAUCACCCGCUGCGUCGACGACAAGUGGCUAGAGGGCAGGAUCUCAGGGACAAAUCGUAGCGGCAUUUUCCCGGCCAAUUACGUGCAGGUCAACAAGAUGCCCCGCACAAAAUACAGCACAGACGACCCCUCCUCUGGUCCCCUCUCCCCGGGACCCCAGAGCCCGGGACGGCCUCUGUACUCACCACGAUCGCCCUUGUCUCCUUUUACACCCAACUCCUUAAGCCCCAGACCAGACCAUUCCCCACUGCAGCAAACGUCACCUGUCCACUACGGAAGCCCACAGUCACCUCGCUCUCCUUCACAAACGCCUGUCCCUAAAGACGCUUAUAGGUGGCCGAAUCACAGCCUGAGAACAGCGUCACCGACUGGACCCAACGGUCAAUGGACACUAAACCACAGCACUACACCUCGAGCUGUCUCACCCUCCACUCAGUCGCCUGUGCACAGAGCCACAACUUCACCAGCUUCAAACACUCCCAGGCACUUUGAACGUACACAGGGAGGAACAAUACGUCAAACUGCUCCCAACAUCACACUAUCACAUAUACCAAAUAAUGCAGGGUCCCCAGCGGUGCCCCGUCAACCGUAUAAAGCUGUUUACAACUACAAACCACAGAAUUCAGAUGAAUUGGAGCUGCGAGAAGGCGACAUAGUGCAAGUGAUGGAGAAGUGUGACGAUGGCUGGUUUGUAGGUACGUCAGAAAGAACUCACGCUUUUGGGACAUUUCCUGGAAACUAUGUAUCUCCAGUGUGGAGGACUCCGUGGGCUGUUGCGUCCAACAAUAAGAUUCUGAGUUUGCUGAACAUUUGUUGCGAUGUCGCUGAUUGUGAACCUGACUGGCCCUUCUCCGUGGGGUUUCCGAAUAUACGGAGGCAGAGACUUCAAGAAGGCAAUAACUGUAUCAAAGGUGAAUCAGGGCAGUAA
Knipowitschia caucasica is the source of this 2286-nucleotide messenger RNA. NCBI's taxonomy places the organism in Eukaryota, Metazoa, Chordata, Actinopteri, Gobiiformes, Gobiidae. The record is from the annotation of a GenBank genome assembly.